GCAGGCGCAGCGUGGCAAGCGCGCCAGAGCGCGGGAAGCCGCGGUAGGCGGGCAGUCCCUGCUGUACCUUUGAGGCUGCUGCUCGGACACCCGGGUAGGGGAAGGAAAGAUGCCGGCCACCCAGAAGCCCAUGAGGUACGGGCACACGGAAGGACACACGGACGUCUGUUUUGAUGACUCUGGCAGUUGUAUUGUGACUUGUGGAAGUGAUGGCGACGUACGGAUUUGGGAAGACUUGGAUGACGACGAUCCCAAGUCCAUCAGCGUUGGCGAGAAGGCAUAUUCGUGUGCUUUGAAGAACAGAAGGUUGGUCACUGCGGUUUCUAACAAUACCGUCCAGGUGCACACGUUUCCGGAAGGGGUUCCCGACGGUAUUCUCACACGCUUCACCACCAACGCCAACCACGUGGUCUUCAAUGGGGAUGGAACCAAAGUUGCCGCUGGAUCAGGUGAUUUUCUCAUCAAAAUUGUGGAUGUGAUGGAUAGCAGCCAGCAGAAAACUUUUCGAGGACAUGAUGCCCCUGUUUUAAGUCUUUCUUUUGAUCCUCAAGACAUCUUUGUGGCAUCAGCUAGUUGUGAUGGGUCUGUCAGAGUGUGGAAAAUUUCAGAUCAGACAUGUGCUGUUAGUUGGCCACUGCUACACAAGUGCAACGAUGUGAUAAAUGCAAAAUCCAUCUGCAGACUUGCUUGGCAGCCGGAAAGCGGGAAGUUACUGGCAGUUCCUGUGGAAAAAUCUGUGAAGCUAUAUAGAAGAGAAACUUGGAGUAAUCAAUUUGAUCUUUCCAAUAGUUCCAUCUCACAGAGCCUCAAUGUGGUAACCUGGUCUCCCUGUGGGCGAUAUUUAGCUGCCGGUAGUAUUAAUGGCCUAAUUAUAGUUUGGAAUGUGGAAACCAAAGACUGUGUGGAAAGGGUGAAACAUGAGAAAGGUUAUGCAAUCUGUGGCCUGGCCUGGCACCCUACCUGUGGUCGAAUAUCUUACACGGACACCGAGGGGAACCUGGGGCUGCUAGAGAAUGUGUGUGCGCCCAGCGGGAAGGUAUCAGGCAGUAAGGUCUCUAGCAGUGUGGAAAAGGAUUACGAUGAUCUUUUUGAUGGAGAUGAUACCAGCAAUAUGGGUGACUUUCUCAAUGACAAGACAACUGAGACCCCCUCUUUUCCGAGAGGGAUUAUAAAUGAUGAAGACGAUGAUGACCUCAUGGUGGCCUCCAGUCGUUCUAGACCGCGAAGUCACAUCCUAGAAGAUGAUGAAAAUUCAGUAGACAUUACAAUGCUGAAGUCUGGUCUGCUCAAAGAGGAGGAGGAGGAGGGGUGGGCAGGGAGCAUGCACCACCUCCCGCCGGUGCCGACCCAGAGCCUGCUGUACGAGGGGCCCAGGCCCACACCGAGGCAGAAGCCGUUCCAGCCGGGGUCCACGCCCUCGCAGCUCACCCACAGGUUCAUGGUGUGGAACUCUGUUGGAAUUAUUCGCUGCUAUAACGAUGAGCAAGACAAUGCCAUAGAUGUGGAGUUCCACGACACCUCCGUGCACCAUGCGACACACCUGUCGAACACCUUGAAUUACACAGUGGCAGAUCUUUCCCACGAAGCUAUUUUGUUGGCAUGCGAGAGCACUGAUGACCUAGCAAGCAAGCUUCACUGCCUGCACUUCAGUUCUUGGGACUCCAGCAAGGAGUGGAUGGUGGACAUGCCGCAGAAGGAGGAUGUCGAAGCCAUCUGCCUCGGUCAGGGCUGGGCCGCCGCUGCCACCAGCGCCCUGCUCCUGCGAUUGUUCACCAUUGGGGGUGUGCAGAAUGAGGUCUUCAGUCUGCCAGGGCCCGUGGUGUCACUGGCAGGACACGGAGAGCAGCUUUUCAUUGUUUAUCACAGAGGUACAGGAUUUGAUGGAGACCAGUGUCUUGGAGUUCAGCUGUUGGAGCUGGGGAAAAAGAAGAGGCAGAUUUUGCGUGGUGAUCCUCUUCCCCUCACGAGGAGAUCCUACCUCACGUGGCUUGGGUUUUCAGCUGAAGGUACGCCCUGCUAUGUGGAUUCUGAAGGCUGUGUUCGGAUGCUUAACCGAGGGCUGGGGAACACGUGGACGCCCGUGUGUGACACCAGGGAGCACUGCAAGGGGAAGUCCGACCACUACUGGGUGGUGGGGAUCCACGAAAACCCCCAGCAGCUUAGGUGCAUCCCUUGUAAAGGCUCUCGGUUUCCUCCCACCCUUCCACGCCCUGCGGUGGCUGUGUUGUCCUUUAAGCUUCCUUACUGUCAGAUUGCAACAGAGAAAGGACAGAUGGAGGAGCAGUUUUGGCGUUCAGUUAUAUUUCACAACCACCUGGAUUACUUAGCCAAGAAUGGUUAUGAAUAUGAUGAGAGCACUAAAAAUCAAGCAGUAAAAGAGCAACAGGAGCUUUUAAUGAAAAUGCUUGCACUUUCUUGUAAACUGGAGCGAGAAUUCCGUUGUGUGGAACUUGCAGAUCUAAUGACUCAAAAUGCUGUAAGUUUAGCCAUUAAAUAUGCUUCUCGCUCUCGGAAAUUAAUAUUGGCCCAAAAACUUAGUGAACUUGCUGUAGAGAAGGCAGCUGAAUUGGCAGCAUCCGAGGCAGAGGAAGAGGAAGAAGAGGAUUUCAGACAGAAGCUGAAUGCUGGUUACAGUGGUACUGCCACAGAGUGGAGCCAGCCGAGGCUUCGUAGUCAGGUGGAAGAAGAUGUGAGGAACAGAGGAGAAGCUGAUGAGACAGAAGAAAAUCCCAGACCCCAUGAGCAUGGACAGAACUCAUUUUCCAAAAGUGCAGAUUCCUCUGAUGUGCCAGCCAUUAAGUCAGGUGCAGUUACUCCUAGCAACCAAGGACGAGUAAACCCCUUCAAGGUAUUAGCCAAUUCCAAAGAGCCAGCCCUGUCUGAGAACUCAUCACGUUCAAUGAAUAUUUUAGACAGUAUGAGCAAGUCAUCCUGGAAGCCCACUGCCCCAGGCCGAGCAGCCGGCAGUGAGAGGUCACCCGUGAUCAAGCCCCUGAUGCCCAAGCCCAAGUCUAAGCAGGCAUCUGCAGCAUCCUAUUUCCAGAAAAGAACUUCUCAGGCCAAUAAGAGCGAGGGAGUGAAAGAGGAAAACCCUAAAGAUGCAUCCCCUGAAGCCCCCGCUGUGUGCUCUCCACAUGCUGAGACCCCGAGGCCAAAGACUGGGUUCCAAAUGUGGUUGGAAGAAAAUAGAAGUAACAUUUUGUCUGACAAUCCUGACUUUUCAGAUGAAGCAGAUAUAAUAAAAGAAGGAAUGAUACGCUUUAGAGUUCUGUCUGCUGAAGAAAGGAAGGGGUGGACUAACAAGGCCAAGGGAGAAGCUGCAGGUGCCGGAAUUGAAGCAAAGAAGCGGAAACGUGUGGAAGAUGAAGGUCACGACAAAGAAAGCCACAAGGAAGCAGCAGAGGAGAAUCUGAAUUUGCCCAAAAAGCAAAAGCCUUUUGAUCUUUCUGCUAAUCAGAAGCUGUCAGCCUUUGCUUUUAAGCAGGAGUGAAGAGCAGAAGUGACUGAGGAAAGCGAUGACAUUUUUGCUCCUCUUGGGGGAAUCUGAACUUUUUCUCCUCCUUUAUUGUAUGUGUUAGGGCACGAGACUUCUGAAGAGCUAAGUGAUAGCUUCUUGUGUUUAUAGAUAAUGUAGCGGGCAGGAGGUGCAGCUUAGUGCACGAGAGGCCCUGAGCUGGAUCCCAGCCCUGGAGAAGAAGUGUGUCGGGAGGGACAUGUGUGAAAACAGUCAUCUGGUGCUUACUCUGCCCUCGGGUGGAGCAGAGCCAUUGUGAUCCUGGUUAUUCCCGGGCCACUGUCCCGGCUUGAUUAUUAUUUUAUUUUCAAAAAUAUUCAAAACCAGGGACUUACACCCCUGCACACUGAAGUACCUACUAGGAAUUUCCUCGUUUGGUUUAUGUCAAGACCAGGGAAGAACCGGCUGUAGCCCCUCCCGAGCUAGCAGAGACUCCAUCCUCUGCCAGUGGAGACCAGAGGCCCCCGCUUCUUCUCAAUGUGGGCCCUAAACCUGUACAUAAUUCCAUAGGUGAGACUUUGUGUGUACAUUUUGGAAAUUUCAUUAUAUGGCCGUCAGUUGUCUGUAUAGCCUGGGGGUUGUUGUUUUUUAGAUAAAUAAAAUGUUCUCAUUUCCA
Molecule: messenger RNA, 4130 nt
Organism: Heterocephalus glaber (naked mole-rat)
Lineage: Eukaryota; Metazoa; Chordata; Mammalia; Rodentia; Bathyergidae
Gene: Wdhd1
Product: WD repeat and HMG-box DNA binding protein 1
Biological process (GO): mitotic cell cycle; DNA repair; DNA-templated DNA replication
Cellular component (GO): nuclear replication fork
Molecular function (GO): chromatin binding; protein binding; DNA binding
Source: RefSeq, a predicted model, not a curated record